Messenger RNA from Lodderomyces pseudojiufengensis, 2217 nucleotides. It is a transcript of the gene HGT4, whose product is annotated as glucose sensor. The transcript has a single exon. Gene Ontology annotation, molecular function: carbohydrate:proton symporter activity. Gene Ontology annotation, biological process: transmembrane transport; carbohydrate transport. Gene Ontology annotation, cellular component: membrane. The record is from RefSeq and is a predicted model, not a curated record. Bases 1 to 2217 code for a protein of 738 amino acids. NCBI's taxonomy places the organism in Eukaryota, Fungi, Ascomycota, Pichiomycetes, Serinales, Debaryomycetaceae.
AUGCGACAGAAAAGUUCUUCAAAUUCAGCUUUAAUUGUUGGUUUAGUAGCAGCAGUUGGUGGUUUCAUGUAUGGAUAUGAUACUGGAUUAAUAAAUGAUUUAUUAGAAAUGAAAUUUGUUUAUACUAAUUUCCCAAAUAAUGGUAUUGGAUUUUCAACUCAUGAAAGAGCUAUAAUUGUUGCAUCAUUAUCAUUGGGGACAUUUUGUGGUGCAUUAAUAGCUCCUUUAAUUUCAGAUAAUUAUGGUAGAAAAUUUUCAAUCAUUAUAAGUGCUGGUAUCAUUUUUAAUAUUGGAAAUAUUUUACAAAUAAGUUCUAUUGAAAUUGCUCUAUUAUGUGUUGGAAGAUUUGUUUCUGGUAUUGCUGUUGGUAUAUUAUCUGCUAUUGUACCAUUAUAUCAAGCUGAAGCUUCACCUAAAUGGGUUAGAGGUUCAGUUGUUUUUACUUAUCAAUGGGCUAUAACUUGGGGUUUAUUAAUAGCAAGUGCAAUAUGUCAAGGAACAAGAAGAAUGACAAAUUCAGGAUCUUAUAGAAUACCUGUUGGAGUACAAUUUUUAUGGGCUAUAAUUUUAACAACUGGAAUGUUAUUUUUACCAGAAUCUCCAAGAUAUUAUGUUCAAAAAAAUGAUUUACAAAAAGCUUUACAAUCAUUAUGUAAACUACGACGUUUACCAGCUGAUGAUGAUGAUUUAAUUGAAGAAUUAGUUGAAAUUAAAGCAAAUUAUGAUUAUGAAUUAUCUUUUGGUAAAACUACUAUUUUAGAUUGUUUUAGAAGUGGUGGUGGUAGACAUAAACAAGGUUUAAGAAUGUUAACAGGUGUAGGAGUACAAUUUUUUCAACAAUGUUCUGGAGUAAAUUUUAUUUUUUAUUAUGGAGUUAAUUUUUUUAGUUCAACUGGAGUACUGAAUUUUUAUAUAAUGUCAUUAAUUACUUAUGUUGUAAAUGUUGUAUUUACAAUACCUGGUAUUAUAUUAAUUGAUACAGUUGGUAGAAGACCUUUAUUAUUUUGGGGUGGUAUUGGUAUGGCAGUUUCUAAUUUUAUUAUAGCAAUAGCUGGUGUAAGUGUUAAAGAAGAUCAUGUAAAUGCUAUAUUAUGUGUUUCAUUUUCUUGUGUAUUUAUAUUAUUUUUUGCAAGUACUUGGGGUGGUUGUACUUGGGCUUUAUGUUCAGAUAUUUAUGGUAUUUCAAUAAGACAAAAAGCUGUCGCAUUAACAGCUGCAACAAAUUGGUUAGUAAAUUUUAUAUUUGCUUAUAUAACACCAUAUUUAAUUGAUACAGGAUCUCAUACUGCAGCAAUGGGAAGUAAAAUUUUUUUUAUAUGGGGAAGUAUGAAUGCAAUUGGUACAAUAUUUGUUUAUUUUACAGUAUAUGAAACAAAAGGUUUAAAAUUAGAAGAAGUUGAUUAUAUGUAUGUUCAUUGUAAUAAUGCAAGAAUUUCAAAUAAAUUUAAAUCAACUAAAAUUCAUUAUGAUCAAUUAGAUGAUAAUUAUAAUCCAUUAAAUUCUUUACCACCUGUAUCAACAUCAUCAAAUGAUUUAUCACCAAAUGAAAAAGAUCAAGAUUUAGAUCUAGAUCAUGAUCUUGAUCAUGAUAAUGAACAAGCUCAAGAUUCAAGCAAUCCAAUGAUUCAAGAAUAUAAAGAUGUAACAAUAGUUCCAUAUAAUAAUAUAUUAUCACCAUCAAUACUGAAUUCAUCAAAUGAUUCAAAUUCAAAUACAAAUUCAAAUUUAACUGCUUCAAAAUUUAGAAAACAAUCAAUUAUAUCAUCAUCAAUAAAUUCAACAAAAUCAAAUUCAAAUCAAUCACAAAUUUCAAAUGAUUAUCAAUUAUAUUUAGAAAGUUUACAAAAAGAAUAUUCUCAACAUUAUAAUAAUUCUGCAAAUUUAAUAAAAAAAAUUUCAUCAAGUCAAAGUGGUAAAAAAUCACAAACCAUUAAAAAUAAUCAUAACAACAAUAAUAGAAAUAAUAGUUUUAAUGCUCAAAAUCAUAGUUUAGAUCAACAUAAUUUUGAUCAAAAUCAUCAAAAUUCAACCAAUAUAACAGUACUAAAUCAAAAUGAUUUUAAUCAAAAUCAUAAUAUUAAUAAUGAAUUAACGAAUCCAAAUAAUAAUAAUAAUAAUUUAGAAAAUUUAGAAAAUUUAAAAACUACAAUUAUUGCAACUCCUUUUUUUAAUCAACCACCACCUGAUUCAGAUACAAGUUCUGAAGAAUCCAUAUAA